This is a messenger RNA of Python bivittatus (Burmese python), 1513 nucleotides long. Lineage: Eukaryota; Metazoa; Chordata; Lepidosauria; Squamata; Pythonidae. The record is from RefSeq and is a predicted model, not a curated record.
UAAAUCUUGUGUGCACAUAUGCACACCUAUCUCCUAAACCUAUUUCCAGGUUUGCUGUAUGCAGUUGGUGGCUAUGAUGGUGCAUCGCGUCAGUGCCUUAGCACAGUGGAAUGCUAUAACUAUCAUUCAAAUGAAUGGACCUAUGUCGCAGAGAUGAGCACUAGACGUAGUGGAGCAGGUGUUGGGGUUUUAAAUAACUUACUGUAUGCAGUGGGAGGACAUGAUGGCCCUUUAGUUCGAAAAAGUGUUGAAGUUUAUGAUCCCACCAUAAAUAUAUGGAAACAGGUUGCAGAUAUGAACAUGUGUAGGAGAAAUGCAGGGGUUUCUGCUGUGAAUGGACUUUUAUAUGUAAUUGGAGGAGAUGACGGCUCCUGUAACUUGGCGACAGUGGAAUAUUAUAACCCAACAACAGAUAAAUGGAUAGUUGUGUCAUCAUGUAUGAGUACAGGAAGGAGCUAUGCAGGAGCUGCUUUAUCAUCAUCAUCAUCACUAUUUUGAGCAUCUGGGGACUGCAAGAAGGUGUUACUGUUAUUGACAAGCCAUUGUGAAUGGGUGCAGAUAUUCCCCCCCUUGAUUAUGCACUUAAAAGCAAGCUUUAACAAGUGGUGUUGAAGUGAUUAAGCAUCAAAGCACUUCUCAACUUGUAGCUGUGCACUGAGACAUGUUGGAAACUGCAAUUAAGGAUGAAAAUGAAGAUUAUUCCAGGUUGAAGCAAAGGGUAGCAUUAUUCCACAGUAAGCUGCAUCUACUGGAGAUGUACAAAGCAGUAUGGAUCUUAUUUGAUGGAUUUCUAGACAAAACUCAUUUUCCUAACAGCCAAUCAUGUCGCCCACAUGGUUGACUAUGGAUUUUUUUUUUCCUAGUAGAAGAUAAAGUAAUGUGUUCUGGUGAAAGUAAAAAAGUAAAGAUUUUUGGGGAAAAAGAAAAGAAAAGAAAUAUCCAUGAACACUAGCUUUUAUGCCUGGAUUGCUUUUUCUAAAUCCUCUUUGGUUACAUUACAAACAUGUGCGUGUUUAAGCAUAAGUACCUUUUCUUUAUACUUGUUUGGGUCUUGCUGAUACUGUUUAGAAUUGGCAUGGUAUUCCAAAGUAUGCCAGUGCUACGUUCUAACAGAGGUGUUUAUUUUGAUAUUUACUAAUGCUUUAAAACUGAUACCACACAAAACUCAAUUUAAUAUGUUUUUAACUAAUAUAUUGGUGAUUCUUAUUUGCCAAGAUGACCUUUGUUAUGUUUUGAUGUAUUUAUCUUAACUGUAAUUGGGCCUGGUAAUAAUUAUGGGUUGAAAUGAAUGUAUGGAGUUGUUUUAUUUGCAUGGCAUUUAAAACUCUUCUCAUAUAACUAUUUAAAAAGUUUCUUGUGUAACUAUUUAAAACUGUUAGCUGCUAUUAAUUACUCUAUUAUAUGUGAACAUAUUUGUAAAAGGAAUAUAUUAGAGAACUGUUGCGUUAAAUUUGACCCAAACUAUUGUAAUUUUGACCUGGUUUCUUUAAUAAAAUUUACAUACUUGCUUUUC